GCCACACAAGGGCCAUGGCACACACGAGCAAGAAGUGGAUGGAAGAGGAGCAGGCAGGGUCAGAGUACAGCAGAGGCAACGAAGCGAGCGAGCGCUGUUCAGUGUUGCGACGGUGUGACAGACCUCGGGGGAUGGAGGUGAUGUCGGGGGUGAACCGUGACGAACAACGUGCGUACUGUAACGUGCCACCUCCGCGCACCUAGCCAAGCGGCGCCGCAACCUCGCCCUCUGUCGAUCGCAUGCCUGGACACACUAGCAUGGAGCAGAGGAAAUCGGGUGAGCAUUAGUACCGCACGCGGUGGCGGAGACCCGACCGUUGGUGUCGCUUGGAUGGGUCCAGUUUCUGCCUGAACCAAUCAUAUGGAUCCAUCGGCGAUUGCGAUGGAAUGGGAGGCGCUUCUUGGGAAGGGUCGACCCGACGGCCUGUACGCAUGGAGGUCGGUCCGAGAGGAAGCCAGCGUGAUUUGGGCCAUGGCGUGGAAGAUUUCUCUCGCGUCGUUCUGUCGGAUGUCCGUGUUUACGAUCUCGACGGCGUUCUUGGGGCAGUUGGGGACACGGGAGUUAGCCGCGAGCGCGUUGGCGCAGUCGGUCAUCGGCGCCCUUCGAAUCGUCACAUGGGCGUCGUCCACUUCUCUCAGCACGCUGUGUGGACAAGCGUACGGCGCGCGCAACUUUGAGCUCGUGGGGACGUGGCUUCAAACGGGCGUUGUCGUCCUGAGCGCGGCGUCGAUUCCUCUGAUGAUUGCCCACUUGUACGCGUACCUGGUUCUUCAGUACAUCGUUCAUGAUGACCCCGAUCUCGUGUCGCUGGCGCAGACGUUUGCAUCGUACUCGGCCUUGAGCGUGUGGCCAAAUGCGCUCUACGUUUCUCUGCGGUCGUACCUUCGAUCCCAGCAGAUCGUGGCGCCGAUUGCGGUCGUGGAUUUUGCCACGGUCGGGCUCUACAUCGUAUCCAACUACGUGUUUAUCUACGGGUGUUUGGGCUGGAACGGGUUGGGCUUUGUCGGGUCGCCACUCGCGAGUUUCUUUUGCGCAACGAUGCAACCGCUCGCGUUAUUCGUGUACGCGUUUGUCGUGCAGCGCCAUCAUGAGAAAACGUGGACCGGGUGGUCGUGGCAGUGUCUGGACCAGGUGCGCCUCAAGCAGUUUGUGACGCUCACGAGCUCGCUCUUUGUGUACCUGGCGAUGGACGAAUGGAUCUACAACGUUGUCACAGUCGUCGCAGCCCAACUCGGGAGCGUCAAUUUGGCGGCCAACAGCAUCCUGUUCAACGUGUGGGGGCUCGCGUACGGCGUCUACCUCGGAUUCAGCACGCCGAUUCAAGUCCGUGCGUCGCAUGCAAUGGGAGCAAACGAUCCAUCGAAAGCCAAGCAAGUCACGUUUGUCGGGUUUGCGUUGGGUUCGAUUGCGACAGUUGUCGUGGUCGUGGUGUUGCUGGUGGGUCGACGGCCUCUCGUCGGCGUCUUUACGCAAGACCCGGCGCUACAUGACAUUUUGGACACGGUCCUGCCCGUGUUUUGUAUCGCCGCGAGCAUCUCGGGGCUCCAUGUCAUGCUCUCGUCAGUGCUGGAAGCCAUGUCCCUUGCCAUGACACUGGUUAUCGUGUCUGGAGUCGGAUCGUGGGGGAUUUUGCUGCCUGUUUCAUAUUACUUGGGCAUAUCGGAAGCGCUCGGGUUGGCUGGUCUUUGGUGGGGUAGUGUCGUCGGCGAAGCCGCCAAGUUCAUGUUCACCGGUAUUGCGUUGUUUGGCUUGUACGACUGGGCAGCGAUUGCCCACCGCAUUGCACGCGACACCGAGGCAAUUGCCGUCGCCGAAGAAGUCGAAGCGCUCACGUCUGCCGACACCGUCAAGAGCCCAGUCGCGGCGGCGACGAACUCGUCGUUCUAGAUAUGCCCCCAUCCACUUGGUUUUGUUUCCACUUGGAUUUGCCUUCACUAGAACUGUCCAUGCUCCAUCCCAACGUCUCAACUCGAUGGCUAUCACCAACCACACGUACGACCAACUCGUGCCCCCUCCACGCCGACCUGGCGUUCGAACACGCACAGCAACGUCUUACUUCGACACGUCCAGAGAUUGUUGGCUUGCGCGCACGCCACCGUGCCACGACGGAUUCCAGCCGCAUGGAGUCGCAUGGAUGUGGGCAGCAAUGGCAUCGAACACACGUAAAUCAGUGACAGACCAAUAACUUCUCAUACCACCCACCUCCGCUCACACUGUCUUGGAAUUAACCACAGCGGACGUUCCUCAACAGCGACGGCCCGGACUUGCUUCCUCAGCACGUGCGACGACAUCCCGAGUCCACGAAGGGGGUCGCGUCCGAUCCUCAAAAUUUUUGGUAACGUCUUCUUUGGAAAACAAAGUAAAGAUGACAGCUGUAUAGAAAAUGAUCUUG
This is a messenger RNA of Aphanomyces invadans, 2392 nucleotides long. RefSeq lists its product as hypothetical. The record is from RefSeq and is a predicted model, not a curated record. The transcript is spliced from 5 exons. Gene Ontology annotation, molecular function: antiporter activity; xenobiotic transmembrane transporter activity. Gene Ontology annotation, cellular component: membrane. Gene Ontology annotation, biological process: transmembrane transport. Bases 361 to 1887 code for a protein of 508 amino acids. NCBI's taxonomy places the organism in Eukaryota, Oomycota, Saprolegniomycetes, Saprolegniales, Verrucalvaceae.